This is a messenger RNA of Strongylocentrotus purpuratus (purple sea urchin), 2634 nucleotides long. Its product is annotated as steroid 17-alpha-hydroxylase/17,20 lyase. Bases 111 to 1628 code for a protein of 505 amino acids. Gene Ontology annotation, molecular function: iron ion binding; steroid 17-alpha-monooxygenase activity; heme binding. Gene Ontology annotation, biological process: hormone biosynthetic process; progesterone metabolic process. The transcript is spliced from 11 exons. NCBI's taxonomy places the organism in Eukaryota, Metazoa, Echinodermata, Echinoidea, Camarodonta, Strongylocentrotidae. The record is from RefSeq and is a predicted model, not a curated record.
ACAGUACAUGUACAUGAAUUCAUUUAGUCACUCGAUGUCUAUGAAGUGAACACCUAAUUGUCUGAGGCUGCAGUACCUAAUUGGACCUUUGAGAGACUGAUUUCAUCAUCAUGAUUGACCUGCUAGGAGAUUCGAGCCUGGUACAGGUCAACGGUUUGACCAUCACAGUCACACUAGGUGUAGUGGCUAUCUCCCUGGCCCUUUGGACAAUGGUCAGACCUAGGAACUUCCCUCCUGGACCGAGAGGACUUCCUAUUGUUGGGAGCCUCUUCUCAUUGAACGACAACCUGGAGAAGAUUUUUACUGGCUGGAUCAAACAGUACGGUGAUAUUUUUGGUUUUAAGCUUGGUGAACACUGGAUGGUCGUCUUAAAUCAUCAAGAGAUCAUCAAAGAAGCUCUUCUCAAGCAAAGUGUCCAAUUUGCAGGUCGUCCAAGAUCCCCCUCAGCUGAGUGGAUGACUGACGGGUACAAAGACAUUGCUUUUGGAAUGUACGGCGAAACCUGGAAACUCCACCGUAAACUAGGUCACACAUCCUUGAGGCACUUUGCUACAGGGGAAGCUCUUCAGAAGCUACUCUCAACCACCUUUCCCAAGCUUGAAGUUGAGGUUGCCAAGACAGCAGGCAAGCCAGUGGACCCUAAGAACAUAAUCUCGCUGCUCUUGAACAACGUCCUUUCUGAGAUGUGCUUCGGAAAAAGGUUUGAGAUGCAUGACCCUAAAGUCCUGGAGUUUAUAAAGCUGAAUGACGAGAUGAACGCAGAGAUAGGCAUGGGGUUCCCUGAGGAUGUAUUCUCCAUUCUGCAAUAUGUCCCUUACAAAAAGCGUGAUAUCAUCCGUGGAUUUAUGAACAAAAUUAAGGAGUUAGUCAUCGAGCAGAUAGGAGAUCAUAAAGAGACACAUACACAAGGUGAAGUGACCGAUAUCUAUCAUCUGUUACUAGAUGCACAAGAGAAAGCUAUGGCAGAGGAUAGCAACAUGGAGAAACUAAGUGAUGAACAUCUCCUCUGGACUAUUAUGGAUAUUUUCAGUGCUGGUAUCCAAACCUCAACAGAUACUCUCUACUGGGCAUUGGCAUUAAUGACCGAACACCCUGAGAUCGCAGACCGGGUCAGGAAGGAAAUUGACGAUGUGAUCGGAGGCGACCGCAUCCCCGUCAUCGAAGAUCGCGGGAGCCUGCCAUACGCCGAAGCCACGCUAUAUGAGGUGUUGCGUUAUUCUUCCAUAGCACCUAUCCUUCUUCCUCAUGCCACUACGUGUGAUACUACCUUGAGGGGUCAUGCCAUCCCUAAAGGUACUACGGUCAUGAUGAAUGUUUACUCCAUGCACUUUGAUCCUCGAGAGUGGAAAGAUCCAGAGAACUUCUGCCCAGAGCAUUUCCUUGCUGAAAAUGGCAAAGUGCGUGAUCAUCCUCCCAGCUUCCUUCCAUUUGGAGCUGGCCGUAGAGUCUGUCUGGGUGAAGCCGUGGCCAAGGCUGAUCUCUUCCUUAUCUUCACCUGGUUCAUGCAGAACUACACCUUCAGCAAGGUUCCUGGCAAGGAAAGUGAGAGUCUGACCAACAUGAUCCCCAUGUCUGCUGCAGGGAGGCUUCUGGUACCCUACGAGAUCAUGAUCAACAAGCGAGAGUAGACACCAGGGGUGUUGCACAAAGCUUGUCAUCAGUGACAAAUGACAGUUUUUGUUAUAAGCUACUGAAAUCCUUGCUUCUGAUUGGUUAUCAGCAGGUUUGUCACUGAUUUUUGUCACUUGUCAUUGAAAAAGAGCUUUGUGAAACAGGUCCCAGGACGCAUAAUUGGUUGGACGUUGCAUGCUCUGCAGAUAAUUAACCAUAUGAAAAUUUACCCUAAACUAAAUAUAGCACUGCUUUUUGAUGCAUAAUCAUUAAUUCCAGCUUCUAUGGUAGUCUUUUAUUCAUCAUCUAGAGCACCUGAAAAAUUAAGAAUCGAAGAGUAAAUGGUUUUCAUGAGAUUUUGUCUUUGUGUGUGUGUGUGCAUGGGCUUUGUUGUUGUUGUUGUUUGUUUGUGCUGCCAAGUGAUUGAUGGAAAUUAGAUGAGCCUUUCUGUUGAUACUUUUGGAAAUGUCCCAGUUUACCAUUAAACAAGCUAAGGCAAUUGAAAAGUGAAGAAUUAAUAAGUAUUGUUUCCAGAAUUUACUUCAUCUAUAUGUCGUCAAGUGAUGGUAAAACACAACUACUUGUUAAAAUUCUUUUGAAACACUGGAAAAAUACAUAAGUCAUGCAUAAACCAAGUAGGCAAUUUCUUUUGAACCGUGCUAAAUUUUAUUUGAGAUGUAAAGGUAAAAUACUUUGUACUGUUGGCAGUAUACCAUUGUAUAAGCAGUGUCUCCUAUUUUUUAAGAAUACCCUCCCUAUUCUAACCCAGCUGUUUACACAAUGGAUCAGAAUUCACUGCACUGUUUAUACUUUAGACUAUAAGCUAGCCCUGAACAAACUACACUCCCCGAUUUAGAGCUGACACAUGGUAAUCCAUGCUAAAUUCAUCUUCUAAUUAUUACCUGUAAAGCAACCUACAUGUAUAAAAUGUAUUGCUUAAUGCUAAUGCAUUCAUAUCAAGAAAAUGAGAGAAUACUUACAGUGUAGUUCAUAUAGAUUUAUUUAAAAAAAAGAAUUGUAUCC